This is a messenger RNA of Salpingoeca rosetta, 979 nucleotides long. RefSeq lists its product as uncharacterized. The record is from RefSeq and is a predicted model, not a curated record. Lineage: Eukaryota; Choanoflagellata; Craspedida; Salpingoecidae. The coding region runs from base 1 to 963 and encodes 320 amino acids. The transcript is spliced from 10 exons.
AUGACGACGCUGCCCGAGAAACUCAAGUCCGCAGGGUAUCGCACAUUCAUGGCGGGGAAAUGGCACGCAGGCGGCUAUGCGUUUGGGCAGGUGCCUGGACAGCGCGGGUUUGACUACUCCAUCGGAUAUCUGGACGGCAAGGAGGAUCACUACACGCACUACAUGGGCAUGCUGGGCGCAUACGACUUCUGGCAAACAAACAACGUCUCAUAUGGAUACAAAGGCAUUUAUGGCGAUUCCAUCUAUGUCAACAAGAGCGUCGAGUUUAUCCACAACGUGACCACGGCUGACAAAGAUGAGCCCAUCUUCAUGUACAUUGCAUUUCGUAAGUGCACACCAGACAACUUUGAUUGCUUUGAUGGCGGCGUGAAGGCGGUGUCGUUUCUGUCUGGUCCCGUCCUGCCGUCUGCGGUCAAAGGGACGCGCAGCUCGGCUCUCGUCCACAUUGCCGACUGGUACGCAACAUUCGCGUCCCUCGCAAAGGUUGAUCCGUGGGACAACACAACCGCAGUUCCGCCGUCAGAUGGUCUCAACGUCUGGCCCGCACUCACCAAGGAGCAGCCAUCCCCAAGGACGGAGAUUGUGCUGUGCGAGAAGGCCAUAUUGUCUGGGCGGUACAAGCUGGUGAACGAGUACAGGUACGACGGCUACUCAGGCCCAGCGUACCCAGAGACGCCCAUCACACCGGCACCGCCGUGCCCGAAAGAUGGCUGCUUGUUCGACAUUGAGCGCGAUCCAAGGGAGACAACGGACUUGUCGGACACAUACCCGCAGAUUAAGAAGGACCUCCUCGCGAAGUUGCAGAACGCGUCGGCCACAUUCUUCCAAACUGGCGACGAUGGAUACAAGGGAAAGUUCACAGACUGCAAGCCGUUUCAUGAAAUCCUCAACAUGACAGACGGGUAUGGUGCCCCGCUGUGUUAUGAACCAAAGCAUCACCCCAACAAUAUCAAGGGGAAGUAAACGAGAUGAAUGACGA